AUAUUUAUUUUUAAAAAUAAUUUCUACCACUGGUAGGUAUACUAAGUUCAUAAGGUCAUCGCGUUUCAAACACUUAUCUACGAUGUGUCAGAAUAAUCUACUUUUCUUGUUUUACAUAGCUAUUAGUUUCCAAAAAUGUUUGUUAGAACCAAGAACUGUUCAAGACUUCUCCAAAAGUGCCAAUGUUUUUUAAGACAAACAAUUACUGUAAGAAAUUACAGAAAAGUCGGGAUCAUUGGAGUACCUUUUGACAAAGGCCAGAAAAAGCAAGGCGUUGGGCUUGGUCCAGAUGCUAUCAGAAAGGCUGGGCUUAUCCAAGGAUUGGAGAGUAUUGGAUUGGAUGUAAAAGAUUACGGAGAUGUAAAAUAUGAAACAAAUUCGAAGGAAGGUAUCGAUAAUAUGGACCAUUUAAAUGAAGUAGCUGCUUGCACGUACAAAGUGUCCGAGAUGUUUGAGAAGGUACUAAAAGACGGAAGAACUCCAGUGACACUCGGUGGAGAUCAUAGCUUAACUGUAGGGACUGUCGACGCACAUGUCAAAUCCAAGGGUAGUAACAAUGUUGUCUUACUCUGGGUAGACGCUCACGCAGACUUAAAUACCAACAAGACGAGUAGCAGUGGUAAUGCUCAUGGAAUGCCUGUGGCGUUAAUCGCUUCCGAGUUGUCUGAUUACUGGCCUCAUUUGCCUGGGAUGGAUUGGCAGAAACCAAUGUUGUCAAUAAGGAACAUAGCAUACAUUGGACUGCGCUCAGUCGACAUGUACGAAAGAUUAGUGAUUGAAAAAUUUGGAAUCACCGCAUUUGGAAUCGACGAUGUGGAAAGACUCGGAAUUCAUCAGGUCGUUAAUAUGGCCUUGGAAAAAUUAGAUCCACAUUCUGAAAAGUCGAUCCAUGUGACUUUUGAUAUUGAUGCUUUGGAUCCACUCGAAGCUCCUAGCACUGGAACUUCUGUACGGGGAGGACUGACAAUCAGAGAAGGUAUCCAUUUACUGGAACAAGUGUACCGUACCGGCAGACUAAACGCCAUCGAGCUCGUAGAAGUGAAUCCCCUAUUGAGUGACGCUAAAGGUGCAGAAUUGACCGCUGGAGCUGCUGUUCUUCUUCUUCAAGCUGCUCUCGGGAACAACCGUCGCGGUCUCAGAGCUCCUGAAGGAAUCACAGACAUGCCGCUACAAACUUUUAAAUAAUUUAUCACGUUUUAUUGUCAUUUUUAACCCAUACAAUUUUACGUGGCUUUGUCAACACUUCUAAUAAAACUUUUUUUACUACA
Cotesia glomerata is the source of this 1268-nucleotide messenger RNA. RefSeq names its product arginase, hepatic (gene arg). Bases 136 to 1185 code for a protein of 349 amino acids. Gene Ontology annotation, cellular component: cytosol; cytoplasm; nucleus. NCBI's taxonomy places the organism in Eukaryota, Metazoa, Arthropoda, Insecta, Hymenoptera, Braconidae. Gene Ontology annotation, molecular function: manganese ion binding; arginase activity. The record is from RefSeq and is a predicted model, not a curated record. The transcript has 5 exons.